CUGCCAACCCUUUCGCACCCUCAAAAAAUGGCUCUGACAACCACACAAGUCACCGUGUUGCCAUUGAAUAGUAGAAUUAAACCUUCUUCAGUGUAUAUGUUUUGUGUUUCCUAACCUCAAUAAUCUGUGCCUCAACGGUCAACGCAGCGGCAUAACCCGAACUUCCCUGUUUGCAUUUACGAUUUCCUUGUAUGCUUUUAGCACUUUUAGUUUAGUGUACACUGGAGAUGUUAUAAACUAUGUAUGCAACUUAAUAGGCAGACUUAUAUAAUAGUAUUACCACGGUGAACGUUCAGUAUGCCUUCAUUCUUCGUAAUAGUAAUUAACCUGUCCAAUUUCUUCACUGACCAUAGGCGGCUAGCUAGAUUAUGUGUAAAUGAAGCUAUCCAAACAAUCGGAGAUUUUCAAAAUAGAAUUAGCGAUAUAUUCAGCAUCCACGACUUCCACUUACUGUGUGAUAAUCACUUCUUACCUCCGACCGAAGAUGUACAUAUCGUCAAAGCAAAUGAGCUCAUUUGGGUCAUGCCUAAUCCGGGUAACACUACAGCACAACAAUCUAUAAUUGAUAUGCCUAUCACACCAUUACACCACUCAAGUGUAUCUUACAGAAAAAAAAAAUAUAGUGAGAAUGAAAAAAGAAAAUUAGUUGAUAGAGACGAAGUGAAUGCUGACCACAGUACUGAAGAUACCUCAGAAAAGACAAAAGGCAGGCUUAUUGCAAAUGGUGUUACCAACAAUAUCAAUAAAAGUGUGGAUCAUGAGGCUGAAUGGAAAACUAUUGGAAAUGAAGAUAACAAUAUUGAAGAUGAAUUCCCUAGAAGUAAGAAGAAGAAAAGGAAAAAUAUGCUUAUGCAGAGUGGUGAAAGCCCUUUUCAUCCUGAAUUAAAUGAAGAGAAAAAUAAGGUUAUUGUAAAUGAGAAUGACAACAAUAUUCAAGAGUUUGUAGGUCCUGAAAUAAAAAAUAAAGAUACUCUGAAUGAACCUGACAAGGAUAUUGAACAGAGAGUCCCCAAAAGAAAUAAGAGUAAGAAAAAGAAAAAUAGUCCCGUGAAUUACAUGGAUUUAGAGGAGACAGUCCCCAAAAGAAAGAAGAAGAAAGAGGAAAUUUCAGGUGUUAUCUUAAUUGCAGAUUGUAUAGGCACUGACAAAGAAGAAAAUGAACGUACGUCAGCUUUAUCAAAUAUAGGAAGCAAUCGAAAGGUUUGUGAAGGAGAUCUAGCAUCAUAUACAAAGAAACAACCAGUACCUAUGACAACAGACGAAUAUUUAAAAGAGAAAAAAAUUAAUAUAGUAAGAAUCGAUUAUAUUACAUCAAAAGAUAUACCCGACAAAAGUCAGUGUCGGAGUUCAAAAUCCAAUACAGAUAUUCCAAUCAGUACACCAAAGGUAUCAUUGACAACAAAUACAUUACCCAUUAAAUUUGCAUCUGAGCUCACAUGCAUCAAAGAGAGUAAUUCAGUGGAUUUUCAAAAAGAAAUUUGUACUAACUCUACAGACAUUAUUGAAAAUUCUCAGGAUAAACAGAUGGCAUGUGAACCACCAGAUAAAUGUCCUGAUAGAAGAAUUGAAAACAAACAAAAUGGAGAUUCCAAAGAUUCUAUACAAGAAAGUGUAAUGGUAUCAGAGGGAACUGAAUUUAACAAUGCAUAUAAUAAUAUUGAGCAAAAUCCAAUAAUAGAUAUAAAAACUCCAGAGAAGAAAGAGUACUCUUACAAAGAAGUAUCUCCUUUGAGUGAGUCUAUGCUGUCUUUUCUUGCCCGUUAUGACAGUAACAUGGAAUCAACUCAGUCUAUUAAAGUCGAUGAUGUACAUGAAAAAAGUCCAUUUGUGUCAGGUUGUCACUGGAUCCAAUCUGAAAAUCGAACCGUCAAACAUAAGGAAUUAUGUGGUGUGGGUCAUUUUCUGGAAAAUUUGAAACAAACUCCGAAAGUUGAACCGCAGAUUGUACGACAGACUGAAGCACAGGUAACAGAAGAAAUAUUUGAUGUAGAAUCUUUUGUUACAUUACGGAAAAGAAAAAGGAGUCGUCGCAGGCCAAAGAAAAAUAGAUUUGAGAAUGAUGACAGUGUGGCCUUACCUCCAAAGACUAUUCCAAUGCCCAAGCCCAUGAUUACCCAAGGCAGUCCAAGUAUUCAUAUAAAGUUUUGUGACGACGAAAAUGAAGAUUCUUACAAGGAUAAGCCAGGAAAUCAAGAGAAUAGCAAUGCCAAACACUAUAGGGAAUCACAAUCUGAAGUGAUGCAGAAAGCUAUUUCCGUCAAUGAUAUGGUACCAAAAGAUAAACAGAUGGCUUGCGAACCGCCAGAUAAAUGCCCUGAUAGAAGAAUUGAAAACAAACAAAAUAUUGAUCCUAAAAAUUCUGAAGAAGAAAGUGGAAUGGUAUCAGGUGGAACUAAAUUUAAAAUGCAUCCAAUAAUAUUGAACAAAAUCCAGUAGUAGAUAUAAAAAAUCCAGAGAAGAAAAGAAAACUCUUUUGACGAAGUAUCUCCUUUGAUAGAUGAUGUAUAUGGAAAAAGUCCAUUUGCGUCAGGCUGUCACUGGAUCCAAUCUGAAAAUCAAACUGUAAAA
Acanthoscelides obtectus is the source of this 2568-nucleotide messenger RNA. Lineage: Eukaryota; Metazoa; Arthropoda; Insecta; Coleoptera; Chrysomelidae. The record is from the annotation of a GenBank genome assembly.